AUGUCUGGUUUUGAUAUUGCAACUAUUCUUGAUAAGAAAAAUAGAGCAUUACCCAAACCCUUUAAUAUUCGUCCAGGUUUUGAUAUGAAAUAUGUGAAAUCGUAUAUUCUAAAUUAUACCGGAUCUUAUGGAAAUAAACUUAACCAAGUAUUCAAUAAUGAAAGAUGGUUCGAUAAUUUAUCCACUAUAAAACAUAAUGAGACACCAUUUCAAUGGUCAUUACGA
Messenger RNA from Racocetra fulgida, 225 nucleotides. NCBI's taxonomy places the organism in Eukaryota, Fungi, Glomeromycota, Glomeromycetes, Diversisporales, Gigasporaceae. The record is from the annotation of a GenBank genome assembly.